Molecule: messenger RNA, 1479 nt
Organism: Sparassis crispa
Lineage: Eukaryota; Fungi; Basidiomycota; Agaricomycetes; Polyporales; Sparassidaceae
Exons: 2
Coding region: 1-1479 (492 amino acids)
Source: RefSeq, a predicted model, not a curated record
AUGCCUACAGCCGUGACGACGACAGCGACGAGCACGCCCCAGACGCUCUCUUUGAAGGCGAGCUCGUCGUCGACCUCGGCCGACUCGACACUAGCCACCCUCCGCUCGCUCUACCCCCGCGCAGCGCGGGCGUUUCUCCAGCGUAAUGUCGCUUUGACCCACUCCCUGCUCUUGUCUGCCUUUGCCAUCAUCUACCCGCCUGUCUCGCCAGCGCCAGACGCGAUCUCCACGCAACGCCGGAAAUGGGAUAUUCUACGUGUAACGUUUGAGACGACGCUGUAUGCGUCUCCGCCACCCACGCACGACUUGGACUCAUUCCCGCAGUCGCUCAGGGCGAACCUUAUGCUCUCGCCAGAGUCUUUCCUCGCCACGGUGCACACACGCUCUCUUCAGCUUUUCACCCCCUCCACGCCGUUCCAAAAGCCGUCGUCGGCGUUCCUCCCUGCACAGAUACUCGUGACCCUCGCCCUUGCGAGUCUCAAACUCGAGUGCACCCAUGUUGGGCGAGGUAUGAUAGAAGAUUGGCUCGCUAGACACAUUCCGGCACAGGACUCCGAUAAGUCCGAAGGUUAUGCGAAGGUCUUGGAGCUCUAUUGUCUGCACGUACUCCCGCGCCUGGAGGAGUGGGAUUACGCAGAAGAUUUCUUGCAGUACGAGCGUCAGCUUCCUGCGGAAACGCGCAAGUACAUGCUCACGUCGCUUCAAAACCUGCGGGCGCAAACGCUCACCAUGCGCGCCUCUACCCCUCUCCCUUCAGCAUCCCCAAAGCUCUCCUACCCAUCGCGCUCCCCCUCACCAGCCCUAUCAAAUGCGUCUUCCACCUCUUCCUCCAGCACAUCCACCCACACCGCCACACCGCGCACACCCCGCCCCGGGCGGCUCGCAGGGCUCACCCCUACAAGCACCCUGACGAACUCGACUUCCACCCAGUCCAUAUCCUCUACAACAACAUCACGCACCAUCACUCCCACCUCCGCGCGCCGGCCCCGCUCGCGGAGCCGCACAGAGACGAAGAGACAGGAUCCCAUAGAGCACGUCUGGGGCGCGGCAUCGCCGCCCGCGCGCUCUGUGCUCCAACCCGAGAGGUCAACACCGCCCGGCAUGCCUGCACACCCGGUUGCCCGCCGUCCGCACUCUCGCGCGCACUUGGACGCUACCGCAGAGCGAGAGCUCGCGCAGCGCGCAACGGGCCAGCAGAGCAUCGUAGCCCUCGCCCGGGCGUGGCUCGCAGCGCUUCUCGCGCCACCGCGCACGAAGCUCACUGCGUUCGUCGUAUUCUGCAUCGCGCUUCCCGUGUUGUCGUUCUUCUUCCGCCGCCGGCGCGCGAAGACGCCAGUUGUGGGUCAUGUGGCCGCCGCGGAGGGGGUGCGCCGGCGACUUAGGGCGGCGGAGGGCAAGGGUGUGCUCGGCACGCUGUGGGAGGAGCUCGUACGGGCGGUCGGGGAUACGGUGCGGAUGGGCGGACGGGGACUUGUAUGA